Styela clava is the source of this 1133-nucleotide messenger RNA. Lineage: Eukaryota; Metazoa; Chordata; Ascidiacea; Stolidobranchia; Styelidae. The record is from RefSeq and is a predicted model, not a curated record.
AAUCUGUUACAUUUUAUCUGUUAUAGCAAGGUAGAGAAACGAUGAUUACACACAAAUUACACACGGCGUUUGUGUUGAUUAUACUAAGUUGUAUGAAGCUUGGGAAAACUACCGGUGGAGUACCUUCUAAAGCUAAUAUUGAAUGUUUAAUGCCCGAGGAAAUACCCGAAAGUUUGAGCAUGUUUUAUAAUCAGACCAGUUGGAACGCACUGCGACAACGUCAACGGCACCAAGUCGAAAGAAGGGGUGGUUGCCCGCAACGCAAGAAAGAAAUGUCAUGCCAGAUUUUAUCAAGAGAAAUUGUAGCGCUGACUGGUUAUUGCAGAUAUGUUGACCAAACGGCAAUGUGUGCUGUAUUCGAUAAAAGGUACCACGAAUCCACGACAAUGUGGCCACGACAUCGAGAAUGUGGGCAUACAAUAUUUAGUUCAAGGUUAAAGCUACAUCGAUAUGAAGACGUAACUUACCUGGAUAGAAUAGCAGCAAGAAAGAAGGCGAAGAUGGGAGCCAUGCCUGCAAACGUUGAUUCCCGUGGAAAUCAAUUGACAUUAGCAAGAUGUACCGUCAGACAACAAGUUAGAAAAGAAAGAAAAGGGAAUUGCGAAAUCGUGCAUGGGUCGGUGUAUGGUUGCAGAGCGGGAUCAAAAUUACAGAUUUGGCAUCCUGUUUGUUCUUACUUAGCUGAGAACGGAGCUUGAUAAAACCAUGGUUGCUCUGUGAAAUGAGAAAGUGACUUAAACUGUUAUGACAAAGAAUCAACUUAAAAUAAAUUCUCCACAAUAUAUAGCAGAAAAUUAUAUGAAUGCGUACAGGUGUUUUCAAAUGUUAUUUUUUAGUGUGUGGAUAAGAUCGAAGGAGCAAUGGCGUUUUUUUAUUUUAUAGCGAUUUGAUUUCUUGAUUUUUAAAGAGUAAAGGUUGAGUUCGUGUGACAUCUCAGCAGUCCACUCUACCAUUUUGCUGCCUGCCAAUCAUCUUGGUUGAUUUUUUAAUUCGGGUAGUUUGCAAUCAACAUAUUGGAAAGUUUUUACUUUUACUAUUAGCAAUGAACUCUGUACGUUUCUAAAUUUUCAAAGUUUGUAUCCUUACUGCAGCUUCUUAAAACAGCAACUAUGUAAUAUAUUUCACUUCAUGAA